This is a messenger RNA of Talaromyces stipitatus ATCC 10500, 2742 nucleotides long. RefSeq names its product small oligopeptide transporter, OPT family. Gene Ontology annotation, molecular function: oligopeptide transmembrane transporter activity. The record is from RefSeq and is a predicted model, not a curated record. NCBI's taxonomy places the organism in Eukaryota, Fungi, Ascomycota, Eurotiomycetes, Eurotiales, Trichocomaceae. The transcript has a single exon. Gene Ontology annotation, biological process: transmembrane transport. The coding region runs from base 1 to 2358 and encodes 785 amino acids.
AUGGAGGAAAAGGUCGCUGAGCCUACCGUGGCUGCCGCUACAGGUGUCACUGUGCACGACCCUGAAGAGGCCCUUCAACAUGUGAAAAACAUCAAGAAGCAGCACCAGUGGGAUCCCAAUUUGCCAACCGACAUCUACGAUGAGAUCGACGAGGCGAUGCACGCCGACGGCACCACCACUGUCGGUAUCGCCACGGAGUUGAUGGAGAACUCCCCUUACCCUGAAGUUCGUGCGGCUGUCCCCAACGUCGACGAAGGCGGUCACAGCAACACCAUUCGCGCCUGGACCAUUGGUUUGAUCCUGGCGACCAUCGGUUCUGCGCUGAACAUGUUGUUCUCCAUGCGCAAUCCCUAUAUUGUCAUCCCCAGUUACGUCGCUCAGGUUGUCGCGUACCCGAUUGGCAAGGCGUGGGAAAAGUGUCUGCCAAAUCGCGAGUACAGCCUCUUUGGUCUCAAGUUCAACCUCAACCCCGGCCCCUUCAGCAAGAAGGAGCAUGCCAUUACGGUCAUCAUGGCGAAUGCCACUUUCAACGGUGGUGCCGCCUACGCCACGGACGUGCUUCUUGCGCAGCGCGCGUUCUAUGGCCAGAACUUUGGCUGGGCUUUUGAGAUCUUCAUGUGCAUCUCCACUCAGAUGCUGGGUUUCGGCAUUGCCGGUUUCUUCCAUCGGUUCCUCGUCACCCCAGCUGCCAUGAUCUGGCCCGCUACUUUGAUCAAUGCCAGUCUGUUCAACGCUCUCCACGACCACCGCCGUCCUGACCCCAGCAAGACUAGCGGCUGGACUAUUGGCAAAUACCGUCUUUUCCUCUACACCAUGGUCGGCUCGUUUGUGUGGUACUGGUUCCCUGGCUUCAUUGCGCCCUUCUUGAGCGCUUUUGCCUUUGUUACCUGGAUCAAACCCAACAAUGCCGUCAUCAACCAGUUGUUCGGUGGAUGGUCUGGUUUGUCGUUGAUUCCGAUUACUUUUGACUGGACUCAGAUCUCUGGUUUCAACUUCUCCCCCCUCAUCGCCCCCUGGUUCGGUAUCGCCAAUACCUUGAUCGGUAUGGUGUUGUUCUUCUGGAUCGUGACUCCUGCUAUUCACUACACCAAGCUUUACUACAACCAGUACUUGCCGAUCAGCGACGGAAACAGCUACGACAACACCGCUCAAAAGUACAACGUCUCCCGCAUCCUCAACCCCGACUAUACUUUCAACUUGCAGAAAUAUCAAGAAUACUCCCCCCUCUUCUUGUCUACCACAUUCAUGUUGUGCUACGGUCUUUCGUUUGCCACCAUUAUUGCCGUCCUUGUUCACACUGGUUUGUUCCACGGAAAGGAGCUGUGGAUCCGCUUCAAGAGCGUCGGCAAGGAAGAAGAAGACGUGCACGCCCGUCUCAUGUCUCGUUUCAAGACCGUCCCUCUCUGGUGGUACGCUGGCGUCACCUUGAUCAUGAUGGGUAUGGCCCUCGGCGUCAUCAUUGGUUACCCGACUCAUCUUUCCUGGUGGGCAUUCUUCGUGUCGUUGAUCAUCUGCUGCGUUUGGUUCGUUCCUUGCGGUAUUGUGCAGGCGACAACCAACAUCCAGAUCGGUCUGAACGUCAUUACCGAGUUCAUCAUCGGUUACAUGCAGCCUGGAAGGCCCAUGGCCAUGAUGUUGUUCAAGACGUUUGGCUACAUCUCCAUGUACCAGGGUCUGUUCUUCUUGCAGGACAUGAAGAUGGGCCACUACAUGAAGGUUCCACCUCGCGUCACCUUUGCCGCUCAGAUGAUUUCCUGUCUCUGGUGCUCUAUCGUCCAGAUUGCCGUCAUGAACUGGGCUUUGGGGGCCAUCUCCGACGUCUGCAGUCAGACUCAAAUCAACCACUUCAGCUGCCCCAACGGCCGUGUCUUUUUCAACGCAUCCGUUAUCUGGGGUGUCAUUGGUCCUCAGCGUAUCUUCUCCCCUGGUCAAAUGUACUCUAACAUGAUGUGGUUCUGGCUCGCUGGUGCCGCGCUCCCCGUCAUGAUCUACUUCGGUGCUCGCAUGUGGCCCAAGUCUCCAAUCCGCUACCUCAAUGCCCCCAUCAUUUUUGGUGGCAGCGCUUUGAUUCCCCCCGCUACCCCUCUCAACUAUCUCUCCUGGGGUAUCGUCGGUUUUAUCUUUAACAAGUGGAUCCGCGACCGCUGGCGAGGCUGGUGGAUGCACUACAACUACGUCUUUAGUGCCGGCUUAGACGUCGGUCUUGCCAUUUCCACCAUUCUCAUCUUCGUUGCCUUGUCUCUGUGGAAUCACGAGAUGACUGACUGGUGGGGAGUGGAUGUUGCUGGUAAUACCCUGGAUGCAUCGUACACUGCGAUCCAAGUGACUGGAGUUACAUUUGGACCUACUUCGUGGUAAUCCAGUGAAAGAAACUGGGGAUAGAUAUUAUGAGGCGGAUGAUGCGAAUGUUUUUAGUUGUAUGUGGAAAAGAAGAUAGUUGUUGUUGUUGUUGUUUUUUUUUUGCGCGUGCCCGAGGAACAUCUGUGAUGUCUGCGGAGUAUUUAAUCACUUAUGUGUAAUGUAAUCAAUGCAUUAUGAUGAACACCUGUUCUGAAUUGUUUAUCUGUAGGUUCAUGUCUGUCCCUGCAUUUGUAUCAGAUCGACCCGUGUAAACCGCUUGUCCUAUGCGCGGAGUUUCUGUCAAGACUAGCUAUUACCAUGAUAGCGUCCGUCAUGUACAGCCAGAUUUAUGCGUCACUGAUAUUCUUACAACUUAUAUGAUGAGAAUAUAAUAGUAAAUCC